AUGUCUGAUGUUUAUUUCUAUAAGUAUCUAGUCAAUCACCAAGUAUUCUUCAGGUCUAAGUAUACUUAUGCUUUGGUCAACAUUAAGCCGUUGGUACCGGGACAUGUACUUGUUGUACCAUUAAGAACGAGCAUUUUGAGGUUUGCAGAUUUGUCGGUCGAAGAAUCCCAGGAUUACAUGCUGACAUUGCAGCUUAUCCACAAAUUUAUAAUACAUUUAUACAAUGCCGACUCGUUGAAUAUAGCUAUUCAAGACGGGCCCGAAUCUGGACAAUCCAUACCUCAUCUACACACUCACCUAAUUCCUCGCUACAAGACCGAUGGGUUUGGAGACGGAAUAUAUGAAAAAUUAGAUAGGUUGGAUCUAAAUAAUACCUUAAUUGACUUUUUUGAAAGACAGCAAUCGUACCAGAAAACUGGUGGAUUUCAGCCUGUCCCAGAUGAAGGUAGGCUGCCCCGGUCAGAUGAAGUAUUAUCCAACGAAGCAAUUUGGCUUAAAGACGAACUCGAAAAGUAUAUGAAUCAAUGA
Debaryomyces hansenii CBS767 is the source of this 528-nucleotide messenger RNA. It is a transcript of the gene HNT2, whose product is annotated as bis(5'-adenosyl)-triphosphatase. The coding region runs from base 1 to 528 and encodes 175 amino acids. The transcript has a single exon. NCBI's taxonomy places the organism in Eukaryota, Fungi, Ascomycota, Pichiomycetes, Serinales, Debaryomycetaceae. Gene Ontology annotation, molecular function: catalytic activity. The record is from RefSeq and is a predicted model, not a curated record.